Molecule: messenger RNA, 135 nt
Organism: Paramecium tetraurelia
Lineage: Eukaryota; Ciliophora; Oligohymenophorea; Peniculida; Parameciidae
Exons: 1
Source: RefSeq, a predicted model, not a curated record
AUGAACGUUGCAGAUAGAGGAAUGCAUAUAAUUCUCUUGUAUUUGAGAAUGAAUGCUUAUACAAUUCUAUCAAUUUAAAUGCUUACCAAGGUUAAUCAAUCAUGUUCAAGUAGAAAUAAUCUAAAAUUUAGAUGA